Messenger RNA from Amaranthus tricolor (Joseph's coat), 6156 nucleotides. RefSeq names its product probable serine/threonine-protein kinase PBL16. The transcript has 6 exons. The coding region runs from base 4569 to 5702 and encodes 377 amino acids. The record is from RefSeq and is a predicted model, not a curated record. Gene Ontology annotation, biological process: protein phosphorylation. Gene Ontology annotation, molecular function: ATP binding; protein kinase activity. Lineage: Eukaryota; Viridiplantae; Streptophyta; Magnoliopsida; Caryophyllales; Amaranthaceae.
CUUGAAAAGAUUCCAGUUCAGGCCAAAUUCCUUAGCAUUAUCAUUUUCAGCAAACGACACGAUUAGCUCGUGGAGACAAAUAAUUAAAGAAGACAACGGAAGAAAGUUCUACCUGUAUCAAAUAUCCCCACAACUACAUCUUUUCCAUAAGCCAAUUGUAUUAUCGUUUGGGACUUGACCAAGGUAAGAUCCAUGAAAUCCCAGCUCCUUGUAGUGUGCAACUGCAAUGUCGUACUUCGAAAUACUGUUACAACACCCUUCAUCCCUACACAUAAGGAUCAUCUAAGUUAACGGCUAAAAGCAUUACAAAUUACAAGAGAUGAGGCAGUAAAUCUGUCAAAAAGGUCAAAAUUAAGGAUCAAAAGGAGGCUGGUUUAGUACUGGACAAAGUGUUAGCUUGACUUGAAUUGAGCUUUGCAGAAAACCCAGAAAUAUGAAGCCUGUAGCUGUACAACAGCGAUUGUUUUGCAUCUUCCUCUCUGCGUUAAUUCAUGAGAACAAUGUAUGAGGUUGUAUCAACUAAAAAUCAACUUUGUUUAGGACUCUCUCGACAUCAUUAAGCAUGGAUAGUCAGAGCAGCCCUGAGACUUGAGAGGCCCGCGGUGAAAUAUUAAUUAUAGACUCCUAAUUACUAAGUAUGGUAUUUUAGACCCCUAACUAUUGAAUAUUAAAACGUAAUUAUGUUAAUUUUUUUGAUGGACUCGGGGUAUAGGCCAUUCUUGCCCAAUUAUAGAGCCUGCACUGUGGAUAGUAUAAAGCCGUGACAAAUCGUCACAUAAUAACCCAGUGGUCCUACACGUGUGUACACACCCACGGGGCUUCCAUGAGCUCUGACCCACAAACUCUUGGGUAAUGAGCGUUGACUUGUAUAUAUCCUUGAUAAUGUGUACUCUUUUUCAAACCAUAUGGCCAUCAAGCAUUAAAUACAAGUCCACAACUGACUAUUUUAGCGAUAUGAGAUUUCCCUCACAAGUAAAGUAUUUACAACAAAUAGUUCAAAAUGGAUGAUGGUGCUCAGUGUUCACCUAGAAAAGACUGCAGACAACAAACGCAGAUGGGACCUUUUGGCGAGCACUGCAUCCUGAUUUUUAACUCCCCCAAGAUACACAAUAUAUACCUGCACAGACAAGACAGCAAAAAUUGGACGAAAACUAUCUCAUGGGCCAUAGCCCAUAGGAAUUGCUCUAAUUUCCUUUUAAAUACGUCACAUCGAUGGUCACGACUCACAUUUUUUCUUUAAUUCUAAUCUAGACAUUUGAGUUAUCUUUCCAUUUCGUCUACACAAUUCUUGCCCCACUCCUAAAAAUACCAAACUCAGUACAUGUAGCAAUUCAACAGAAGGAGUACAAUGCUUGUGUCCUUCCAGGAGAAGAAUUACUUACAUCAGAAGAGUACGCUGCUUGUAAUAAACAGAUUGAAACAGAAAGCAUUAAUUUCCAAUUAUAAGCCAUUAUCAUCUUCUACAAGAAAAAAGUAGACAUCCGUUUGGACUUAUAUACUGACGUUAAAGAAGCAUGCAUGGAUAGGCUCUGAUUUAUCUACGUGCUGUGUCAUUUAAUGAUCUUCCUAUAUAAAGUAUAAACCCUAGCUCCGCCCUAUGUCUACACAUUUGAGGAUUGAACUAGAUUUCAUUAUCACCAUUUGCUUGAAUAGUUUAAAGAAAAUCCAUGUGGUGUCAUCAUUCAUCAUUGCUCUGAACAUAUUUUUCAUGAUCCUUAUGGAAUUCAAGGCUCUCUUGUCAAGAAGUUUGUUGGUUCCAUAAGUUUCGCUACAUUUUUUUUUUUGGCCGUGAUCUACUCUUUCUCUAUAGUUUUCAUAUAGUUAUUCAAUUUAUCUUUUCAUCUCAUAUAUCUCUUAUUUCCCAUUAAAUAUACCUCUAACCUCUGUUUCUCGCUUUCCUUAGUUUGCAUAAUAAAUGUACUUGCUGCAAACCCUGUAAGACGAUCGGAGUUGUUAAGUUUAUGUUCAUGUAUGCAUUGUAUAAUGUUCUACUAAAAUAUUUAUAGAACCUAGAUUAGUUGACCAACCUCUAAAAUAUGAAAGAAUAUCCUAGUCCUUGGGCAGGUUUUAAUCACCACAAAGACAACCUAGCUAGCUAGUGAAACAAGUACUCCAAUGAGCUAGAGAGUAUUGCAUAGAUAUUAAAAAAAUGGUGGGGACAAAUAUAUUGCGCGGAUAAGAUUAAAAGUGAGAGAAAAUGUGUGAAAAAGAAUUAAAGAAAAUGGUGGGAUUAUUACUCAAAAUAAAAUUGUUAUAAAGUAAAAAGAACGAACUAAAAUGAAACAUGGGCAAACGAGAGAAAUGGGAGUAUGUUUUAAGCUGAGUUAGUAGGCAACACACUAGAGUAUAGGGAUAAAAUGGUUAUUCAGGCUUUUGCAGAAUAAGCACACUUGACAACAUACAUUGCGUUACGCUACUGCAAAAUUUCAAUCAAAGGCCUAAGACCUUUGAUAUUAGCUUCUCAAGCUCAAAUCAUUAUUCCUUUUGCUCGCAAGGAAUGCAUGCUUCUUAAGUUUCAAGUAUAGCUGCCAGUAUCUUUUUAUGGCUUUAGUAGACAAAGAAACCAAGUGUUCAUUCUAAGUUGCUUUUGGGUGCUCGUUUAUGAGAUUUUAGUUGCCUAAGAGCGUGUGAUACCCUGAGUUGAAAUGUGAUUAGAAUAUUCUUUUAAAGGUCUUAUCGUACUAAUCAUACCAAUAAAGUGCAUUUUUUAAGGAAGUUGAUUUGCAAAGAAUUCCACAACUAAUAGUGCCAGAUGUGGAUUACACUUACAAUACCACGUACAUUAGUACAUAGGAGUAUUUAUUCUUUAUGUACAAAUAUACUCUCUAACUUCCUACUUCCACCGCGUCUCUCACUCUUGUCUAAAUAUGAUCAACUCGUGAAUAGUAGGGAGAGAACACAUAUCAAUAAAUAGAGACAAAAUCUCCAAUGACAUCAACAACAACAAUGUCAAACCUUAAUCCCAAAAGAUUAGGAUCGACUACAUGAACCAAUAUAUCAGUUACAAUUAUCCUCCACUUGAAUUCUUCUUUUCAAUUUAUUCCGAUUUUCUAGCUACACUCUUGUCCUCCAAGUUAAUUUUGGGUUUCCUUGUUGUCUCCCGAGAGUCUUGGAAAUGAGAAAAUCAAUUCCUUAACAAACAGAGUAUGUAGCAAUGAGUGAUCCAAAUCCUGUUGGGCGUGGCAAAGUGUAAAGUUAAAUAAGUAACCAUGAAAAUGACCAGCUACACCAUCCUUAGCUUAAAUAAGCAGCAAAAAUCCAAAGUCAAGAAAAACAUAAUGACAAGAACGGUGUUACAGUCUUAAAUAGUACUCCGGAUCAAUGUAAUACUGCCCUAAAUGGAUUGUUGACUUUUAUCCAUAUAUGCAGAACAUAGUGCAAAUAUGCGCUAGUAGUCACAAUUGCGAUAUAGUAAUGAUGUAACACGAGUGAUGCAGUUAAAUGUUAACACCGCUAAAUACCUUUCAUAACUAUGAAGUAUCCCUUAAACCACCUAAAAUGAGGUCUCUUUGCACAUUUAUAAUGCGGAUAUUACUAGUCCAGUAAAUUUGAAAAAUUUUACGACGCGGCCGAUAAGAUAAGAUGUAGCCUUGUUUUUGCACUAGACUACACAAGAAAAAAAUCUAUGUGAAGCAUGCUAUUAGAAAAAGUCAAAUCCAAGUCCAAAGAUAAGAUUUAAUUUUGAAAGUCCACCGCAUCAUAUUAUGCUUUGAAAGUAAACACUAGUAGUAUGAAUGCAGUCUUAAGAAUAGAGACUUAAGGGGGAAGGCACUAGAUUGUAGGCAGGGAGGCAUGAAAAGGAGUCAUUUUUAUACAUAAAAAGAAAAGGAAUAGAAAUGAUUAGUGGGGGACUCAAGAAUGAAAUGCACUGAAACCCACUAAUGCCUGUUGACACAACAAAGCACACACAAUGACACAGUUGACACUGCCAAAGCACCUAACAAUACCCCUCUACAUUGUUCAUUCGGAUCAUCAGAUUAAUUUCGUUAGAUUUUUCGGGUUGGUUUGAAAUUGGGUUUGUGUCUAUAUUUUAUUUUACAUAAUUGUAAAUCAUUUUUAAAGUCGGGUUAAAUUGGAUUCGAUUACAAGUCAUAUAAAUUUCGAGUCAUCGGUUCUGUUUCGAACACUUCUACCCCUGUCCCUCUAAAUUUGCAUCACCUUUUAUAUUAUUUUGUCCCACUUAUUUUACACCUUUUCCUUUUUUGGUAAUGGUCCUACUUUUUUUCUUUUAAUCUCAUUAACAAAUUUAUUAUCUCUCUCCAUCUUGACCAUUCAUUUCUAUCAUUCACUUAUGUUUUAUCUUAUUUUCAAAUUCAAUUUCUUUUUCAACUAAAUUUCACUUAAAAAAUUUUAGUGGCAUUCUCAUAAUGACAAAGAGAGAAGAGUAAUACUCAACCAAAUACUCAUCAUAUUCAUAACACACUCCUAAGUCCUAUCAAUUCAAAGUUGGUGAACUUAUCAAUUUUUAUUUUGAUAUCUCUCCCAUCUCCUUCAAAUCUACAUCUCUUAGAUUCACCAAAUUUCUUACUUGAUCAUCAAAGCCAAAUCUGUAAUGGUGAAAGUAAACAAUGGGUAAUUGCUUGUGUCAACGGGGUCGUGAAUUUGACUCAAUCUACAAGCUCUCCCCAAAUCCUAAACCAGAAUCUUUACAAGAGGUGAGUAAGGAAGUGUGCAAAUUGCCUUCAAAUGCUAAGGAAGUGGAAGAUUUACGCCGUAAUUCAGCUGCAAAUCCACUCCUUGUUUUCACCUUCGAAGAACUUAAAGUAAUUACCAACAAUUUUAGGCCAGACCAAUUGUUAGGUGGAGGAGGAUUUGGAAGUGUUUAUAAAGGCUUCAUUUCAGCAGAUUUAAGAGAUGGAUUAUUACAACCACUUCAGGUGGCUGUUAAAGUUCAUGAUGGCGACAAUAGUUAUCAAGGUCAUAGAGAAUGGCUGGCCGAAGUAAUAUUCCUUGGGCAGCUUUCACAUCCUAACUUGGUGAAGCUAAUUGGAUAUUGUUGUGAAGAUGACCACCGUGUGCUGAUUUAUGAGUACUUGGCCCGAGGCAGUGUUGAGAAUAAUUUGUUUUCAAGAGUAUUGCUUCCCCUGUCUUGGGGUAUCCGAAUGAAGAUUGCAUUUGGCGCUGCAAAAGGACUCGCUUAUUUACAUGAAGCGGAGAAGCCUGUGAUUUAUCGAGACUUUAAGACAUCAAACAUCUUGUUAGACAUGGACUACAAUGCAAAACUCUCUGAUUUCGGUCUUGCUAAAGAUGGACCUGUUGGCGACAAGUCCCAUGUUUCUACUCGUAUAAUGGGAACGUAUGGUUAUGCAGCUCCUGAAUAUAUCAUGACAGGGCAUUUAACUCCAAGGAGCGAUGUUUACAGCUUCGGAGUAGUCUUACUUGAACUUCUUACGGGAAGGAAAUCAUUAGACAAGACGAGAUCAACAAGAGAGCAAAACCUAACAGAUUGGGCUGUUCCAUUGCUUAAAGAGAAGAAAAAACUACUAAAUAUUGUAGAUCCCAGACUUGGUGGGGAUUAUCCUAUAAAAGGAUUUCAAAAGGCAGCCAUGUUGGCUUAUCAUUGCUUAAAUCGAAACCCGAAAGCCCGGCCAUUGAUGCGUGAUAUAGUAGAAACUUUAGAGCCUCUGCAAAUAACUGAUAACCAAGAUCCCCUAGUUUUGGAUGGUAAAACAACUUUCACAUUCCAAUAUGCCCAGAACUAACCCUGAAAUUUGAGAGUAUCGAGGCGAAACAUUAAUUAUAGACCCCUAAUUACUAAAUAUGCUGUUAUAGGCCUCUAACUAUUAAAUAUUAAAGCGUUGUUUUUCAAAAUUUUGGAUGAGUGAGGCGCACAGGCUCCUCUUACCCCCUUAUAGGGCCGACCUUGCGGCAAUAACUAGCUAGUUCCUUUCAAAUACUUCCAUAAAAAAUCACUUUUUGAGGCUUCUACUUCUGUGGAGGUUUAUGUUUGUCAUCUCUUAUACAUUUGCCUACGAUGAUGUAUAAUGUAUUAUUUUACUUAUGUAUGUAGUUGUAAAGUUUCUUGUAUUUUUUUUUUGUGUAAAAAUAUCAACACCGUUUGUCUCACAUGUGCACUUUAUGCAAUAGCUAGGCUAUUGUAGCUAAUCUUAUACUUAAUUCGUUUUAUUAUAAUAGUUAUGUUUGACUUUUAUGCAA